Molecule: messenger RNA, 1288 nt
Organism: Carya illinoinensis
Lineage: Eukaryota; Viridiplantae; Streptophyta; Magnoliopsida; Fagales; Juglandaceae
Exons: 5
Coding region: 188-1114 (308 amino acids)
Biological process (GO): regulation of mitotic cell cycle
Source: RefSeq, a predicted model, not a curated record
AAAGAAACUCGACCGUUGGAACCAUGUUUCACGUUUGAACCACCUUGAUAAGAGAAGGCUCCUGAGAAACACAGAUAUACGAAAGAGAAUCAACUCGACGAAAUUUCGGAAGAAGAUAAAGAGAGCAAGAUCGGAGAUCAUACAUCUGUGAGUUCUUGGAAUACCUUACCAUCCUAGUAAAAGAACAAUGGAAACUCAAUCUGGUGGCUUGAUGCAAAAGCAGAAUUUGAACUCCCAUUGUAGAGUUAAUAUUUCAGGGGAUUCAGUUAUAAAGAGUACUAAUGUAUAUAAAAAGAAGACUGUAUCAGUUGGCAGUCGAAGAGCACUGACUGACCUAUCAAAUUCAGCAAACCCCUCUACAUGCCUGCCAUCAAAGAACCAUUCCUUUAAGCUUGGUGCUGUUGAUGCAGAACAUAGUGUGUGCAAGCCAACUUAUAUCUCUGGAGGAAAGAUCAAUGUCCAUAGUGAGUUUCCGAACUCUGGGAAACCCUCUAUGCCUCAGGCUUCAAAGAAGAAACAUUUGAAUAAGUUGAGAACUAACAAGGAAGAGACUAAUGUUUCUAAGCCUAGAUCUCCUGUCAAGGGAGAGAUUAAUGUUCUUAAUCCCACAACCUGUCAGGGAUUAAAGAACCAUCAGUUUAAUGUUCAAGGGAAAGUAAAUGGCAGGAAAGCACUUGCAAACAUUUCGAAUCGAGAAAGUUUAUCUGUGCAUCAGGCUUCAAAAAUUAAUCAUUCCAAGAAGCUUAGUUCUGUUGCGGAUGAACAAUUCCUACACGAUCAUAAAGGGUGUGUUAAAUCAAGAACAAGGGCUGCUGAUAUGGAAGACUUUAUGAGGACUCUUGGAUUGGAUGAUGAUUCAUCAAUGCAAUUAUCAUUUGAAAGCGAGCUUUUAGAACAGAGGCGAGGAAAGGUUGAGAGCCCCCUUCGGAAUUGGGAAACUAUGGAGAUAGUUGAGCUCCCAAAAGAAAUUCAAACUCCCUUUCAACACAGGACACUUGAGCUGCUGGAUAUCAAUCGUACUUCACAGCAAUGCAGGACAUUUAAGUCUCCAAAAUUUGCAUUAAUGGACACGCCAAAGCUUUCCUCAGUGUUGAAUCCUCUCGACUUUGAGUAACCAAUGUUGUGUGCUGCGGGCCUGGUGAUAUCUUGAUCAAAUGUGGUAGUUAAAAUCAUGUAGUUCGUGUUUCUUUUUUCCUUCGAAUAUUUCCACCUUUUUGUACUUGAACACAUCCGUACUUCUAGUUGUGAAGCCAUUUUGACUGGUUAUAAUAAUAGUGCAGCUUAUACA